AUGGAAGAUAAUUAUAAUACUAACUCUAGUUCAUAACCAAAUGAAAACCCCUAUCCUAAAUUUGAACCUGAAAAGCAAAACGAAUAACCUUAGGUGGAACAACCUCCCCAAUAUGCCUAUACAAAUGACUUAAAUCAACCUCUGAUUAUGGGUGAAGAUUAACAUGACAGUGGUGAUUAAAUUGACAAAUUUUUAUUGUAUACAAGAUAUCUUAAUAUCGGUGCUGGGUAAAAAAAUAUAAUAUAAAAGAAUGUAUGUUGCAAUUGUAGGGUUAUACUUUUUAUUCACUCUGAAAAUAUGGAAUUCUUCUAACUUUUUAAUGUCAUUUUAUACAAUGUUUCUUCCAUUAUUUUAUGUGUACAAAAUUAAUAAUAAAUAUAUAGAUUUUUUGGUUUAUUGUUAUUAUUAGCUGAAUAUUACAAAUUAGAAGUGAAUAUCUAUUUUAGAUUUUUGAGAUCUUAUUUGGGAAGGGGAAUAUAUAAUAUUUUGUAAUAUAUAUUGUGUAUUUUUCUUAGCUUAGGAACUUAAUGUGUUAAUAUUUGGGCAAGAUCGAGUGACUUUUUCAGUUGGAUACUCUUUACUCUUGGUCUAAUCUAUUUAUUUUUACAUAUAAUUCGAUCUAAAAUUCAUUAGGAUGUAAAAUCGAAGCUAUUAGAUUGA
Messenger RNA from Paramecium pentaurelia, 660 nucleotides. The record is from the annotation of a GenBank genome assembly. NCBI's taxonomy places the organism in Eukaryota, Ciliophora, Oligohymenophorea, Peniculida, Parameciidae.